CAGAAAAAUGACUGUCAAAGCAAUAUCCACGUCAGCAAACAAUAUCCACGUAGGCAAAAUUAUAUCCACGUCAGCAGAACAGAUAAAACACCUUAUAUAUACAAACUCUCAGCUUUCUCUGUUAACACCAAACACCACUCAAAAAACUCAACAACCAGAAAACUUUUCCGAUCACCGUACGCCGUCGCCGGCGAUAAUCUGACUGUAAAAUUGUGUAAUGAUUUCGCCGGAGAUGACUUUUCCGUCCGCCGUUCGUCUCCGUGAUGUGUUAAUCUUCGUAGAUGCCGUUCUCACCUAACCUAAAACCCUAGCGAAAUCGAACAAAAUUAGCAGAAAUUAGAAGUUAUUUCAUCAAUUAUCAUACAAAUCGAUGUUAAAUGAACACAAAGAGUAUGUUAAUCCGGCUAAUUCGAAGAUAAAUACAUAAUUUUUCAUGUUUUUUUGAUUUUAUCAGAGUUUUAGGGUUUUGAGCCGAUUGAUUUCGCGUGAUUUGAUGAUAUACUAGUUCGUGUGCUGUGUUUUUACUAUUACAGCCGUUUAGAUUCCGUAAUUUGAUUUUGUACUAGUGUUGUUGAUUUUGAAAAUUAGGGUUUUUAGGUUUUCUAGGGUUUCGUUUGUUCAAAACUUCAAAUUAAGUGAUAAUCGGAGAGGUUUUUGUUAUGCCGUUGAGGAUGAAGAUACAACCGGUCGAUUGUUCAUCGCCUGAGUGUUUCGAGUCGGUGAAGACAGUGCAGAAGUCUCGGUUGAGACGUUUGUUUGAUUUCUCGAGCUUUUUGAGGUCAUCGGCGGUUGCGGACAGGUCCGGCGCCGGCGAAACGCAAUGCGGCAAGGAUGUUGUAGACGAAUUCGAGCCGAGCUCUGUUUGUUUGGACAAAAUGGUUCAGAAUUUCAUAGAGGAAAGUACCGAGAAAGAGAAACAGUCUGUUUGUUUGAACAAGUGUGGUCGGUGCAAUCAUCGCCGGUGUAAUUCCGGCACCGGCGAGUGCAGUUCCGAUGGCUCUGAAGAUGAACUUGACUCGUUUAAUUGUUUCGGAAACUCUAUUAGUUCAUCCACAGAUGCAUGUGACCCUCUUAAGAGUUUGGUGGCUUGUGAGACGGUGUUUGAGAGGAAUUUAUUGGCGGAUGUUGCUAAAAUUGUGGAUAAGAACAAGAUCUGCAAGAAGAAAGAUGAAAUUAGCAGAAAGAUUGUUACCGAUGGGCUCUUGGCUGCCGGAUACUCUGUUUCUAUCUGUAAAUCCCGGUGGGAGAAAACUUCUACUUAUCCUGCUGGGGAAUAUGAGUAUAUUGAUGCUAUGCUAGAAGGGGAUAGAGUGAUUGUGGACAUAGAUUUCAGAUCAGAGUUUGAAAUUGCAAGAUCCACGAAAAGCUACAGAGCAGUUCUUCAAAUACUUCCUCAUAUAUUCGUGGGUAAACCCGAACGUCUCCAGAACAUCAUCAACGUAGUUUCUGACGCUGCAAAACAGAGCUUGAAGAAGAAAGGAAUGCCUCUUCCCCCAUGGCGUAGAGCCGAUUAUGUCAAAGCUAAAUGGCUCUCACCUUGCAACCGAUUGGUCAACAAUCCGACUGACGAUAAGAAUAACCAUAACCAAUCGUUCACUGAAACCGCAAGCAAAUCCAACCCGAUUCUAGAACCGAAAGACCCGGUUUUGAAUGAUGAGUUUGAAGCCGUGGGAGGUACCGAGGAGGCUGUGAAACAGUUUGAGCCGUUAGAGAUCAAACCAAAGGUACCAAAGAUCGGAAGUAAAGUUGUUAGCGGUCUAGCUUCUGUGAUCGAAGGCAAAUGAUAAUGGUGGUAGGGUUCAGUUGGUCUAAAUUCACUCCAAAUCCAGUUUCCAGUUUGUGGUUCUUGAUUUUCUUGGCUAAAAUCUUGAAAAUGGAACCCAAAUCACUAAAAUGAUUUGGAUAAAUUGGGAUUUAGAUUGACUUGGACCCCUAAGGUUUUGGUAUUUUGACUAUUUUCCUUUUUUUGUUGUUUUUUUUUUUUUUUUUUUUUUUUGGGUCAUCUUGGCACCAGGAAAUAGUACAAAAAGAAAGAAAGAAAGAAAGAAAAAAAAAGAGAGAAACCUAUAUAGUCUAAAAAGAUAAGAUGGGUAGACUGAAGUCCCCUUGGUGUUUUUUGCUGUAAGGGUCCAUCUUUGCUAACUGCUUUUUAUAAUAAUUGAAAGUAUAAAUAAACAUAUAAUUGAAUAUUC
This is a messenger RNA of Helianthus annuus (common sunflower), 2192 nucleotides long. RefSeq lists its product as uncharacterized. The transcript has 3 exons. NCBI's taxonomy places the organism in Eukaryota, Viridiplantae, Streptophyta, Magnoliopsida, Asterales, Asteraceae. The record is from RefSeq and is a predicted model, not a curated record. The coding region runs from base 660 to 1784 and encodes 374 amino acids.